AUGUCAUUCGCGCAGAACGGGAGUGCCGCCUCGACCCCGGCGCAGCAGAGCAAGCCCGAGCCGAUCGCUACUCCUGUCUCGGGUGAGGGCAGCACUUCUGGAGGCUACGCGUUCGACCCUGACGCGCUGCGCAACUUGAUUGUCAACUACCUACCACCGCUGAUGAAUGAGGCGCAGGUGUACGAGCUGUUUGGCCAGUUUGGCAGGAUCGAGAGUGUUAAGAUUAUCUACGACAAAAUCACUGGCGAGAGUCGUGGCUACGGGUUUGUGAAGUACCAAUUCUUCUUCUCCGCCACCUACGCCGUAUCCUGCUUGAACCGGUUUGAGAUUGGCGGCAAGAAACUGAAGGUGGCAUACGCGAACGCCCCGGCAGCCAAGGAGGCGUACGACAUGCUGCGACACUCGGCGGUGGCGCUGAACGUGCAGCAGCAGCAGGCCAUGCAGUCCAUGUACUACCACCAGAUGAUUCUUGCGCAAGAGCAGCAGGGGACGUCAGCCGCGAGCUCGGUUACCGCCUCGGCUCCGAUGUUUGGUGGCGCCGACUACGGCCCAUACAUGAAUAGAGUGGGCAGCGGCUACGCGGUGAGGCAACGCGACAGCGGUGCCGGCUAUGCGCAAGGCAUGUAUCCGGGAAUGGCGGCGGGCGGUGCCGUCUACCUUGCCGGUCCGUCCGCAAGUGGUAGCCGGAUUAUCACCCCAGCCAUUGCCCCAAUCGGCUUCUGA
Leishmania mexicana MHOM/GT/2001/U1103 is the source of this 723-nucleotide messenger RNA. Its product is annotated as putative RNA-binding protein. The transcript has a single exon. NCBI's taxonomy places the organism in Eukaryota, Euglenozoa, Kinetoplastea, Trypanosomatida, Trypanosomatidae. Gene Ontology annotation, molecular function: RNA binding. Bases 1 to 723 code for a protein of 240 amino acids. The record is from RefSeq and is a predicted model, not a curated record.